This is a messenger RNA of Arvicanthis niloticus (Nile rat), 1975 nucleotides long. The record is from RefSeq and is a predicted model, not a curated record. NCBI's taxonomy places the organism in Eukaryota, Metazoa, Chordata, Mammalia, Rodentia, Muridae.
UUAUUCUGGAACCCAGCGCCAUUUCUCUGCACUCUGGGUGGGGCUGCUUUCCUCACCGCUAAGCCACUAAGGCUCUGCUUGAGAGCGAUCAGAGCAAUGGAGGCGACUUCUCUGAGUUCAGAACCUCUGGACCCCGUGGGGCGCCUAGAAGCCUUCUGUCACAGAGGAGUCCUGCUGGCCGUCCUGCUGCUGUUCUUGCUGCCAGUUACUUUGGGUGAGCUACGGGGGCACGGAUGCACAGUUCACCUGAGACCCGCGGUAAACAGGCUCAGCACAGACAAACGCCGGUCUGGGGUCCCUGUGGGUGCCCAGCGCCCCUUUCCCAUGAGUCAAUGCCCUGUCCCAUCACAGAUUCAUUUUGCCAGACUUUUAAACCAAACUGAUGAAUCCAUGUUUCCCAUUGGAACAUCUUUGAGGUAUGAAUGUCGGCCAGGAUAUAUCAGGAGGCCGUUCUCCAUCACCUGCCAACAAAACUCAACCUGGACAAGUGCUGAAGACAAGUGUAUACGUGAACAGUGUACAACUCCUGUAGAUCCUCUGAACGGCCUGGUACAUAUACACAACGACACCCAUUUUGGAUCCCAUAUUAAUUAUUCUUGUAAUAAAGGAUACCGCCUCAAUGGUUCCUCCUCUGCUGUGUGCAUCAUCUCUGAUCAAAGUGUCGACUGGGAUGCUGAGGCACCUGUUUGUGACCGGAUUCCUUGUGAGAUACCCCCAGGCAUUCCCAAUGGAUUCUUCAGUCCUAACGAAGAAGAUUUUCAGUAUGGAAUGGUGGUUCACUAUCACUGCAACACUGAUGCGAGAGGGAAGCCGCUCUUUAACCUGGUGGGUGAGCGCUCCUUACACUGUACCAGCAAUGAUGAUCAAACUGGAGUCUGGAGUGGCCCUCCUCCUCAGUGCAUUGAACUCAACAAAUGUACUCCUCCCCGUGUUGAAAAUGCAGUCAUAGUGACUGAAAACAGAAGCUUGUUUUCCUUAAGGGAUAUUGUGGAGUUUAGAUGUCAACCUGGCUUUAUCAUGAAAGGAGCCAGCAGUGUGAGUUGUCAACUUCGAAACGAAUGGAAGCCAGAGUUACCAAGCUGUUUCGAGGUGAAACCCUGUGGUGCUUUCCUGGACCAGCUUCCUAAUGGGCGUGUACUGUUUCCACUAAAUCUUCAACUUGGGGCCAAAGUGUCCUUUGUUUGUAAUAAAGGGUAUCAAUUAAAAGGCAGUUCUUCUAGUCAUUGUGUUCUUGAUGGAGUGGAAAGCAUUUGGAAUAACAGUGUUCCUGUGUGUGAACAAGUGAUAUGUAGACUCCCUCAGGAUAUGAGUGGAUUCCAGAAGGGUUUGGAAAUGAAGAAAGAAUAUUACUAUGGAGAUAAUGUAACUUUGGAAUGUGAGGCUGGGUACACUCUGGAAGGCAGUUCUCAGAGCCAGUGCCAGGCCGAUGUCAGCUGGGAUCCUCCUCUGGCCAAAUGUGUACCUCCUAAGUGAAAACUGUAGGAGCAGAGCCCCUCCUCAGCAUGGUCACUGACUGCCUAGUCAUCUGUCUAUUCUGGUGCUCACUAUGAUACUUGUGAUGAUAUGUAGUGACGAGGGAGCUAAGAAUGUACUGCUGUCUCAAAAUUUGACAAAUUGGAAUCUUGAAGUGUGACCACAGGAGUCUUUUCGAAGAAUUUCUGAGGGAUUUUCUUCGCAUAUGAAGACAAGAAAAUAACCUUAAUCACCAGAGACCAAGAAAUGGGGCUGUGAUAAAACAAGUAAAUUAGUUCAUUGUAGUAAGCAUUUUCUUUACCAAGUUUUACUUUCCUACUCAUACAUCUCUUAAUAAUAGUCUUAGAAUUUAUCCAGGUACAGUGACCAUUUUUCUUGUCAUUCCUUCACAACUUUAUCAUCUUUGUCUACAAAGUAUAAAAGCAUGUUGCUUAGGUCAUUUAUUUGUGAUGGGCUAAGUUUACAAGCAGGUUUAAUAAAAGUUGAAUGUUUGUGUUCUUUA